GCAUUAAUCAUCAAUUCUUACUCUACCUUAUCCUGUUUUUGAAUGUGCAUAAUGACUAAUAAUAUUUACUUUGUUAUUAAAUCGUAUGAAGAAUAAAUAAAAGUGCUUGCAUCAUGCAUUAUGUUUUAAGUUAGAAAAUGAAAAUUUUAGAGGGAAAAGUAGUUGCAUUGGGUUCACAAGGUGUUGGUAAGACAAGUAUAAUUAUGCGUUAUAUUGGAAAAUCAUGUAAUGAGCAUCUGAGUCCUACAAUUGGAGCAUCAUUUUUUACCUGUAAAUUAAAUGUAGAAAAUGCAAGAAUAAUGCUACGGGUAUGGGAUACUGCAGGACAAGAAAGAUUUAAGUCAAUGGCACCAAUGUACUAUCGAAAUGCUAAUGCAGCUAUGUUGGUAUUUGAUUUAACUCAAUACAAUACAUUUGCAGCAAUGAAACGAUGGGUAACAGAACUUCGAAGAAAUGUAGAAGAAGUUAUGACAUUAGUUGUAAUUGGAAACAAAUCAGAUUUAACAAAAGAACGCCAAGUUGAUGCGGAAGAGGGUAGAGUUUAUGCUACAAAAAUUGGUGCAAGUUAUCAUGAAACAUCAGUUCUCCAAAACGAAGGAAUUAAAAAUGUAUUUCUGGCUAUUGGUAGUGGUCUCCUUAAAUUAUCUUCAGCCGAAUGUGAUUCUACAUCAAUCAGAGUAUAUGAAUCAACAAAUUUGAAUUGGAACAAUACAGAUAUGUUAUCUACACCAAUUAUCGAGGAAAGUGCUCAAAAUCUUAGUAUUGCUCAUGGAAUGCAAGAAAGACCAUAUGCAUGUUGCUAGUCUUUGAUUUUUUAUUUUGAUUUCUAAAAUAUGAUAAAAUUUGUAUAAUUGUUUUUUAAUAAUUAUUUGAGAUAAAAUCUAAAUCUUUUUUUUAUGUAAAUAUGCACAAACAUAAAUGAAUGCGAGCAUUCUUAUUUUUGAUUCAAAAAAAUAUAUUCAUUAAUUUUGUUAUAAAUUUUGAUUUAUGUUAGCAUUUCUAAUAAGUUUUUAAAAAAA
Molecule: messenger RNA, 1019 nt
Organism: Apis dorsata (giant honeybee)
Lineage: Eukaryota; Metazoa; Arthropoda; Insecta; Hymenoptera; Apidae
Product: ras-related protein RabJ-like
Exons: 3
Coding region: 138-803 (221 amino acids)
Molecular function (GO): GTP binding; GTPase activity
Source: RefSeq, a predicted model, not a curated record